This is a messenger RNA of Lachnellula hyalina, 711 nucleotides long. RefSeq lists its product as uncharacterized. The record is from RefSeq and is a predicted model, not a curated record. The transcript has 2 exons. Bases 1 to 711 code for a protein of 236 amino acids. Lineage: Eukaryota; Fungi; Ascomycota; Leotiomycetes; Helotiales; Lachnaceae.
AUGGCAUCCCCAAUAACCCCAACUCAACUCUCCACCGCGCUCAUACAAUCCGGCCUCCCAACGCCUCACCCCUCCUUCCUAACCCCCCAUACUAAACACCGCAUCAAACUCCCAACGCCAACCCCCGCUCUCCUCCCUCUCAGCAACAGCACGUCUCCGCCUCCUCUCAGCCGACAUAUCAACACCCUCCAUCCUCGCCCCAACCAACGGCUCCUUCCCCCAAAACAUAUCCGAUAUACGAACAUCGGACGCAGCAAGUGGGACCAGAUUCUGGAUCUGGAAGCAGAGCGUAAAGGGGAGCGGGUGAAGGGGCGGGAGGUCAUACGCGUGCUACCUACACAAGAAAAUGAGCUUGGCUCUACAGCUUCUACGCAAGCGAUUGCUAACCCUACGGCUGCGAAUGCGGCAGUAUCGAACAAGGGGCCGUUCAAAGUUCUAUUGCAAGAUAUGAAGGGACAGCAGGUUUAUGGGUUUGAGGUGAAGGGAGUGGAUAAAUUGGGGUAUCCGCCGGGCAUGAAUAUUGGGUGUAAGGUCAUGUUGAAGAAGGGGUGUAAGGUUGCGAGAGGAAUGGUAUUGCUUGAACCGGCGUGUGUGGUUGUCCUUGGCGGAAAGAUUGAGGCGCUGGAUAAGGGGUGGAGAGAGGGUAGGGAGGAGAGGUUGAGGAUGGAUGUGAAGAAGAAUGAAGAGGCUCCUGGUAGGGCAAAUGUUUGA